This is a messenger RNA of Solenopsis invicta (red fire ant), 1365 nucleotides long. RefSeq lists its product as uncharacterized. The transcript has 2 exons. The record is from RefSeq and is a predicted model, not a curated record. The coding region runs from base 1 to 1278 and encodes 425 amino acids. NCBI's taxonomy places the organism in Eukaryota, Metazoa, Arthropoda, Insecta, Hymenoptera, Formicidae.
AUGAAUAUAAAGGAAAAUCAAUUUAAAAAUGAGGCAAAAAUAAAAGAGAAAACUGAAGAUAAAAUCUUAAAGGAAAAUGAAGAAUUGAAUAACAAUUUUAAUUUCAAAAAUCCAGAUCUCCAAAACUUUGGAGGAAGAGGCUUCCAAAUCUCUCCUGAAUUGCCCAGAGAUUCAAAAAUUCAAGAAAACGGAAAUCACCAAACCUGCCUUGGAUUGUCCAGUAAUCUUAAAAUUCUUAGGGAGAGAGAAUUCCCAAUUCCUCCUAAAUUAUCCAGCGAUUCACAAAUCCAAACGGAGGGAAGCUACCAAACUUCUAAUGGAUUAUCCAAGAAUCUAAAAAUUAUUAGUGAGGGAUGUUUCCAAACCCCUCCCUCAGAGCACUUCAUUCCUGCCGAUCGUGAAGAGGGAAGUUACCAAACCUCGUCAAGCGAUGCGGUUUUUAUUUUAAGGGAACCGAAGGAAAAGAGUUCCUCUAUUUCUCAAGAAAAAAUAAAAUCUCUUAGAAACAAAACGGUUAUAAGAAACGAUGACAUCUCUCAUUCAAUUACAAAAAUACCUUCAAAAGAGAACAGAACCGAGACCCCCGAAAUAAGUAAGUUAUAUUAUUCUAAAGAGAAUGAAUCUCUUGCAGAAAAUGUUGCCUCAACUCAACAAAUGAGUGAAAAUUUUAAAAGUAAACAAAUUCAAACAGAAGAAGAGAAGCGAGAUUUGCAAAAUAAAAUACCUCGUGAAUGUUUUCAAAUUUCUGAAAAUUUGGAGCAGAAUAGGCUCGCAGAAAUUAUGGAGUUAUUACGUCUCGAUCAUUUAAAUAUCCAAGAUAACGUAAUAAAUCUUAUAUCCGGCAGCCAGGAUAGAUUUCACAUACCCGGAGAAAAAUUAACAGCGACUCACGUGUUGCAACAUCAAAUACCGACAACAGACGACCGACCCAUCAAUACUAGACAAUAUCGAUUUCCUCAAAUUCAUAAAGAAGAAAUAAAUAAACAAGUUGAAGAAUUGUUAGAGGGAGGCGUAGUAAAAUUAUCUCAGUCACCUUACAAUACGCCCAUAUGGAUAGUGAGUAGGCUAGUACCACUAUGGGGAGACGACUGUGACGUCACUGGCGCCGUACCCCCACUUUCUUAUCACGGCGCACAGCAUCACAGUCGUCUCCCCAUAGUGAUACUACUCGUCGAUCUCUCCCCACCAUCACCACUACCACCGCAGAUAGCUGCCCACAACAGCGCGAUCGAGCCUGGUGUACACAUUUACGGAGUGAUUCACGACAAACUUUAUUAAAAAAAUUUAAAUUUUUAAUAAAUCACACCACUUUACGUAAUAUUAUAAAAUGUUUUAAUCGCGGAUUGUUCUCUGGUGAUCGUGACA